UUGAGGUAUGUUUUGAUUCUAACUGUACGCUGUUUGUAGAAGUGGUCGUUGUCUAAGUUGAAUUAAACUAUUGAAUUGAAGAACGUAUCGGGAAAAUAAUGGGGGCAUGUGUAAAAAUUUCGAAGUACAUGCUUUUUCUUUUUAAUAUACUGUUUUGGAUUGCUGGAGGAGUCGCACUAGGGCUGGGAAUUUACUUCCGAGUUAAAGAUGAUGCAAACACGGUGGUGGAAGUAGCUGGAGUCACAUUUUAUUAUGCAGGGUGUUACGUCAUGAUCACUGUUGGGUCUGUUAUGUUUGUGUUGGGAUUUCUGGGAUGCUGUGGCGCAAUCAAAGAGAACAGGUGUUUACUGGGAAUUUAUUUUGCAUUCCUGUUUAUCAUCUUCAUUGUCCAAUUGGGAGUUGGAAUUUGGGGACUUGUCAACCAAGAUACGAUCGAGCAAGAUAUUCAAAACGCCUUGAAUGAGUCUACUCCGCUGGAUCCCGCGACAGAUGAGGCAUACACACAGAGUGUAAUAUCCAUGGAAAAUAGGUUCCAAUGUUGUGGAUUGGUGAAUGGAUGUUCCGAUUGGAAAGACGGCGUUGCUUACGGAUGUGCAUGCAAAUUAACAGAAGAAAAUUGUGGAGUUGUGCCGGGAGAAUGUUCGAAUGCUGAAAGCAACCCUCUGUCAGGAAUUUACACACAACCUUGCUACAACUCCAUUUAUCAAGUCAUAAUAGAUAACCUGGUCCUUGUUGCUGGUAUCGCGAUAGGAAUCGGACUGAUGGAGAUAUUUGGAAUGAUCUUCGUUAUCGUUAUUUGCAGAAACAAAAAGAAAGAAUAUUCAUCAUAUUAGAUCUAAUUAAAAUACAAUCACAAUAAUUUCUUAAUAAUAUAAUAUAAGCAUUAAUAAUUAUUCAGUUGAUGAAGUUUGAGCCAUAAGCGUAACCGUAUCAUGUGCUGACCAUUGUCAACGACCAAUAAUUGUCAUAAAUCUGUAAAUAUUGUUGUUAAUUUUUACGCAAUUAAUAUUUAAAAUAAAUAUGUAGUAUUUGUAGAAAAACAAAAAAAAAACUCUCGUUCAGUAUUCACUCGACAUUAAAUAUGGGCAUGGUUAAUUUUAUACAAGUUCAUAAGAUGUUUUGAUUACACACGCACAUCUUACAACAAAGGUAAUUUUUAGUUUUAACUUUUUUCAUUUUGGAUUUGUCUUCAGGUAGUACUUUAUCUCAAAAAAUAUGCUGUUUGUUAUAUAUAUCGAGAAAAUAAUUUUGAAAUAUCCGUAGUGUACAACAAAAGGGGUAAUUUUCUUUUCCAUCAGAAUUUUCUUUCUCAACAAACACAAAUCAUUUUUACCGAAACACCUCCAAAUAUGUACAACAAUACAAUUAAA
Molecule: messenger RNA, 1370 nt
Organism: Styela clava
Lineage: Eukaryota; Metazoa; Chordata; Ascidiacea; Stolidobranchia; Styelidae
Source: RefSeq, a predicted model, not a curated record